Messenger RNA from Paraglomus occultum, 1452 nucleotides. NCBI's taxonomy places the organism in Eukaryota, Fungi, Glomeromycota, Glomeromycetes, Paraglomerales, Paraglomeraceae. The record is from the annotation of a GenBank genome assembly.
AUGGCCAAAGGCAAAAAGCAAUCUGCCAAAGGUCCAGCCGAAUCUCAAGUCGCAAACAUGAAUAAGACUACUGCUGCCCGUUCAGAUUGGCGUAAAGCUAAUAUGACUCGCGAACAACAGAAACACUGCGCUACCAUAAUUAAAGCAAUGAAACAAUACAGGAACGCCGGUCCAUUCCUUGAUCCAGUUGAUCCAGUUAAACUUGGAAUCCCAGAUUAUCUAAAAAUUAUUCAACAUCCAAUGGAUAUCGGCACAUUGGAAAGAAAACUGGAUAACUGUGAAUACGAGAGCGUAUCGGCGUUUGCUGAUGAUGCUCGGCUGAUAUUCAAUAAUUGUUACAUUUAUAAUGGCAAAGAUGCGGUAAUCUCAAAAGCUGCACAAGAAUUAGAAGAGAUAUUUGAACGAAUGAUGGCUAAAAUGCCUGGACAGCCGGUUGCUAAACCAGCAGAACCAUCUACUUCUAAACCACCCAAACCCACUGAAAUUUCAAUUUCCAAAGUAUCUGAGCCAAAACGUCCUAAAAGAGAGAUUCGACCCCCUCCACCUAAAGAUUAUCCCGAGACGCCCUCUGUUCGUAAGGGAAGCGUAUCAAAAAAGAGAGAUGCAGAGAUGAAAUUUCUUCGCGCAAUUAUUAGAGAGUUUAAGAAAAAACAACAUGCUCCAUAUGCUUAUCCGUUUUACGAACCAGUUGAUGCCAUGAAAUUGGGUGUGCCCGAUUAUUACGACGUGAUUAAAAAUCCCAUGGACAUUUCUACACUUAAUAACAAACUAGAGAAUGGUCAAUAUGAGAGCGCCGAUGAAUUUGAGAAAGAUGUUCGUUUGAUGUUUCGUAAUUGUUAUGCAUAUAAUCCACCAGGUUCAGAUGUUUAUAAUAUGGGCAAACAGCUCGAAGCAGUUUUUGAUAGGAAAUGGAAAGAGAAGCCUGAGCCAAUGCCAAGGGAUCCGUCACCCGAAACACGUGAUGAUACCAGUUCAUCUGAUGAUGGUCCCACAAGAAAGAACAGCAUGAAGGGAUCAAAGGACUCGACGUCAAAUAAGAAAGCUAUGGCAAAACGGGCACGCGGUAAGGCUGACGAAGAAGAUUUUGAGCCAUUAACUGUUGAGCAGAAAAAUGAACUUGGGGAAAGGAUCAAUCGUCUUUCUGAAGACAAAACGAAUGAACUUAUUGCACUCAUUUCUGCAAGUGGGGCUCAUCUCGAAGCUGAGGAUGGUAGUUAUGAACUCGAGAUAGAAUCUGUGGAUGAUAGGACGGCCCGUCGGAUCUAUGACUUCGUUGUUGCUCAUACUCCCAAACCUCGGCAGCCGCCCGCAAAGAAGCCGCGUACACAUUAUUCAGAAGAAGAGCAACAGCGCAAGAUAACGGCGCUUGAGCAACAAUUACAAAAAUUCGACGGGAAGAUGAAUGGAUCAUCAGGCAAGUAUCCAAUAUUAUUUCUCUAUUGCUUUCAAUGA